AUGGCCUCUGCAACCAGCUUCUACGACUUCAAGCCGCUCGACAAACGCGGCCAGGAGGUCCCCCUCGCCGACUACAAAGGCAAAGUCGUCCUCGUUGUCAACACGGCCUCCAAGUGCGGCUUCACACCGCAGUACGAGGGCCUCGAGAAGAUUUACAAGUCCAUCAAGGACAAGUAUCCUGAUGACUUUACCAUUCUCGGCUUCCCUUGCAACCAGUUUGGCGGCCAGGAACCCGGCACCGAUGACGAGAUUCAGAACUUUUGCCUCGUCAACUAUGGCGUCAGCUUCCCCAUUAUGCAAAAGAUUGAUGUGAAUGGCGACAAGGCAAGUGACCUGUACGAGUGGCUCAAGGCCGAGAAGCCCGGCUUGAUGGGUCUGAAGCGCAUCAAGUGGAACUUUGAAAAGUUCCUCGUCGGCCGCGAUGGCACCGUCAAGGGUCGCUGGGCGAGCACCACGAAGCCCGAGUCGCUGGAGAAGCCGAUUCUCGACGAGUUGGAGAAGAAGUAG
Messenger RNA from Pochonia chlamydosporia 170, 507 nucleotides. RefSeq names its product glutathione peroxidase-like protein. Gene Ontology annotation, biological process: response to oxidative stress. The coding region runs from base 1 to 507 and encodes 168 amino acids. The transcript has 2 exons. Gene Ontology annotation, molecular function: glutathione peroxidase activity. NCBI's taxonomy places the organism in Eukaryota, Fungi, Ascomycota, Sordariomycetes, Hypocreales, Clavicipitaceae. The record is from RefSeq and is a predicted model, not a curated record.